CAUGAUGCGGCUGCUGAACUCAAUCCAGCCGCCGCCCGGGAUGACCCGCCAGCAGCGGCUCGAGCAGAUGAUUCAGACCGGCGAGCUCAAGGACGAGGACAUCCUCCUGCUCAAGCGACACCAGCAGAUGAUCAAACAACAGCAGGCCCAACUGCACGCUGCGCAGGCGGCGGGCCAACUGACGCCUCAGCAGCAGCAACAGCUUGUCCAGAAGAAGCUGGCACAGCAGCAGCAGCAGCAGCAGCAGCAGCCAUCGCAGCCGGGCCAGCGAAACUUUCUUGGUCUGAGCCAGGAACAGCUUGCCAAACUGAACCCGCAGCAGCGCAAGAUGCUUAUGAUCCAGCAGCUGCGCAGACGGGCGAAAACACAGCGAUUCUACGAGAGUAGCGAGGAAAUUCUGAAAAAAUUCGAGAGCUAUCCGGCGUCGCUGGAGUUCCACAUCCACGAGAACCACUAUCGGUUCGGCAACCAGGACGCCAUCAUCCCGAAGAGCUCGCCGACCGUGAAGGAGUUUCUGGAAUACGUGGCAAAGGGCGACAUCCCCGAGCCCCUGGUGGAGGUGAUCAAGGACGGCGGAGUGCAACUCUACGACGGGAGCCUGAUUCUGAAAGUGUUCGACCACAGAAACCUUAUCCCCAUCAAGCAAGAAAAACAGGAGCCGGGAGACGGCAAGCAGGACAAACCAGAGACGAAAACGGUGCCGAAAGAGUACCGCACCGUGCUGCGGUUCACGCAGCUGGCACAGUACGACGAUUUGUCGUACCAGGCCGACACACAGCAGUUCCACGACACUUUUGCACUGACUUUUGAGAGCGAGGUGCUCACUGCAACCAAUAGAAACAUCAAUCUGCAGCCGAUCCUGAAUCCGUACCACUAUGACAAGUCUUUGCGGCCGUACGACAUGGUGGUACCCGAAUAUGACCCGGAAUCAGAUAAAAUGAAGUUUGUGCACCGCCCCGACGCACGAGAGGUCGACCAGGACGGCCACAAAACGAGUCUCUAUCCACUAUCGUACAGAAACUACCCGUACAAGCCGCUGCAUGAGGAUCUGCCGCACACAAACUCCAAGUACGAGCAACUGAUGACGAUUCUGAGCGAGUCGUACACGCACAACAACCGUCUUUCGGAGUCGGCGAAAACAAACACCAACGAGCCGGGCCAGUUCCAGCGGCUGCGGUUCGUGGAGAUGUGGCGCCACAAGGUGGAACUGAUCAAGCAGGCAGCGAUUUCCGGCGGCAUGAACCCGAACGCGAGCGACCCGAGCAUGAACGGCCUGCUGGGCGGGAUGACGCAGCAGCAGCGCGCGCUCAUCAACCAGGAACGAAUGCUCAACCAGCGGCAGAAAGAGCAGAUGGCCUCGGCCGUGGCAGCAGCGGGGCAUCCCCACGCCAUGAAACCGGUAGACUCCAGACAAGGCUCGGCGCCGGUGCCGAACAUGAACGGCAACUUCGUGGCGCGUGGCAUUUCCACGCCGGUCCCCCACUCAAUGCCGGGAGCAGAUAUGACUCCCGGAAGAGAUAAAAAGGGAGCCAAAAAAAUACGCAAGCCAACAAAAAGACAGGCCACCGCAGGACCCGUCUCAUCACCUAGUCCGUCCAUGUACCAGCAAAUCCCGGGAGCGUACUCGCCGAUGGACGAGCCGGCACGCAAAAGACGCAUGCCCUACAAACAGCAGCCGGACAGCGGCACCCCUUCGUAAUUUAUUUCUGUUCUCCUUCUAUACAGUAUUUCAAGAUUUCGCAGAUAUAGUCUCUGUCGGCGGCGUCGAAGAUCCACAGGCCAUACGUCUGCUGGCUCAGGUCACGCACAAUGAUAAGUUUUUCUGUGUUUUCGACGAUGAUCCCGUCCUCGGGAUCGGUCAGCUGCUUGUUGCUUAUGAGUCCGAUGCUGAAAUUCUCCGGCUUCAUUCUAUUGAGCACAAUGAGUCCAAAAGUGUACAGCUGGUCGUUUUGAACAAUCUGUGACGCUGGCGUUGGACCCGACACGUCGCUCUUUCGCGAAUAUAUCGCCAACGGGCCCUGGAAGUCGAGCUUAACCCAGUCGUUCUGGUCGUGGUCAAAGCGGUAUACCACACAGUACGAGGUCAAAUGCACAAGCUGGUCAAUCAGAGGGUCAUAUUUUGCUAUCACAUUGAACGUGAGGGCCUGCUUGUAUAUUUCGAGCGUUUUCUGUUCGUCGAUCGUCUCCUCGGGGGGAGACUGUGCUUUC
Ogataea polymorpha is the source of this 2208-nucleotide messenger RNA. RefSeq lists its product as uncharacterized. The record is from RefSeq and is a predicted model, not a curated record. Lineage: Eukaryota; Fungi; Ascomycota; Pichiomycetes; Pichiales; Pichiaceae. Bases 41 to 1699 code for a protein of 552 amino acids. The transcript has a single exon.